AUGCCAAUGGUCACCGCCGACAAGGAUCUGCCCAAGUUGCUCGAUACGCCGGCGAAGCAGGCCAAAUGGGCAAAGAAGCUGGUCGCCGAGCAUCUAGGCAGUACCGCGAACCGCAUCGACAAGCCUCCAAUGCAGGGAAUGUUUAGUAGGACCCUGUUCGCUACCCUCGCUGACGGCCGUGAGGUGGUCGUGCAAUUCCGUACUGAACCGCUUGACGUCGACGCGUUCAAGACCGCCAAGGGCGCCCUGAGCUCAUUCGUCCCAGAUUGUGAAGCUCUCGGUAAUGAAGAGUUGGAGAACGCAGGCGCCUGGGCUUACUCCCUCGCCCGCAUGCCAGGCAAGAUGUGGCUGCAUGGAGUCGCUGGCAAGGGAGCCGAAGGGCGUAUUGCCAUCAACAAGUCACUGGGCCGUGUCUUUUCGAAGGGUUAUCUCGCCGAUGUUAGCCACGAAGCUGUUGAUACCAAGCUUCGACCGCACCUAGACGCCAUCUUGGCGUCGCCGUUGGAAGAAAUCCUCCCCUAUAAAGCAACUGCCGGGAGCUUCGCCAGAAGGCUUGACGAGUUUGCCCUCCUCCCGCUGUGGGUUGCCCAUUACGAUCUCAACAGUGUGAACUUACUCAUCGACGAGAAAUGCGACGUUACCGCCUUGAUCGACUGGGAACUGUCUACCCCGCUGCCGUUCGGGGCCGGAUUCGGCCGUAUCCACACCCUUGCCGGCGAAUUUACCGGAGGCGAGUUCUGGAUGCCGGAUGAGUUUGAGGUUGCGGAAAGGGGAUUCUGGACGGAACUGUUCGACGGAAUGCCGGAACGUAUUCGAGAGAUGUUGGAGAAGCGCCUUGACCUGGUCCAGGAUGUUGUCAUCCUUGCGACCUUACUGAGUUGUUUCUUCUUUGAGGAUGGGAAGAUUGGCGUUGGCCAGGUUACUUUGAAAGCACUUCCCAAGUUUAUGACCUAUCGAAUUCCUUUCGUUCGAGGGCAAGAGCAGCCGUAUAGAGAAUGA
This is a messenger RNA of Thyridium curvatum, 999 nucleotides long. RefSeq lists its product as uncharacterized. The coding region runs from base 1 to 999 and encodes 332 amino acids. NCBI's taxonomy places the organism in Eukaryota, Fungi, Ascomycota, Sordariomycetes, Thyridiales, Thyridiaceae. The transcript has a single exon. The record is from RefSeq and is a predicted model, not a curated record.